CGGCCUCCCGGGGGCUGCCGGGUGGAUCAGGCCCCCGGAGGUGCCCGUCCUAGGCCGAGGGGGCACCCCGGAUCCGCACAGGCCCAAAGCUCCCUUCCAGUGCCAGGGCGCGCGAGGAGGCCCAGCUGGAGCCUUGCCAGGGCGCACAUACCUACUCCUGGCCAACAGUGGUCCAUGGAGCUGAGACUGAAUGGGCUCACCCCCUGGCCUGAGAGUGGCAGCUCCCCCUGCCGUGGUCCUCAUGCACGAGGCCCAGCGGUUGCAUUUUUGGCAAUGGUCUUGGGAACCCACACCCUCCAUUUGUGGCUCCAGAAGGGCUGUGCCCACUGGCCCAGCUGCUGCCCCAGCAAAGGACAGAACCCCACUGAGGAGUGGCUGAAGGGCAACACUGUGCUCAUGCCUCCCCCAGAGACCACCAGCCUUGCCCACCACCCGGAAUCCUGCAAGGCCAGUGAAGACGGACCCCUCAACAGCCGGUCCAUCGCCCCCUGGAGAUACGAGUUGGACAGAGAUUUGAACUGGCUGUAA
Lipotes vexillifer (Yangtze River dolphin) is the source of this 528-nucleotide messenger RNA. It is a transcript of the gene IL25, whose product is annotated as interleukin 25. Lineage: Eukaryota; Metazoa; Chordata; Mammalia; Artiodactyla; Lipotidae. Bases 175 to 528 code for a protein of 117 amino acids. The transcript is spliced from 4 exons. The record is from RefSeq and is a predicted model, not a curated record.